AUGCGAUUCACUUCACUAGUCUUUGCCCUCGCUGGCUCGGUCAGCGUAGCCAUGGCCAAAUGCAGCAGCUAUACCGCGUAUCCCGACGAGGGCGAGAUCGCACUGUACCGCAACUAUAACUGCCACGGAAAAUACUCCAACGUCGGCGCCAUGGACACGUGCGUGAGCAAGGUCAACUUUAAUGCCUGCUCUGCGAUUACGAGGAAGGGGGUUACCUGCGACAUUUACAAAUCCAACGGCUGCGACGGAGGCUAUAUUGCUACCAUCGACUCGGACGGCUACAGAUACUUUUGCGGGUGGGUGGUUGAUACCGUCAAGAGUGUUCGGUGUCGCUCGGCCUGA
Metarhizium acridum CQMa 102 is the source of this 342-nucleotide messenger RNA. RefSeq lists its product as uncharacterized. The record is from RefSeq and is a predicted model, not a curated record. NCBI's taxonomy places the organism in Eukaryota, Fungi, Ascomycota, Sordariomycetes, Hypocreales, Clavicipitaceae.